AUGUUGUUAAAAUUCGGUGUAAGGGCAUGGUUUCUUACUACUCGUACAUCAUCAUCUGCAUCGUCGAGGAGAUUGACCAAACGACCAAUUAUUCCAGAUAGAACUAGUCGAGGAGGCGAGGCAAAGUCGUUUGUUGAUCAGAAGAGAAUAAAUUGUAAAGCUGGUAAUGGUGGUGAUGGCAUGGUUUCAUUUCGCCGUGAAGCAGGUGUCAUGUUCGGGGGUCCGGAUGGUGGUGAUGGAGGAAAUGGUGGACAUAUUAUCUUCGAAGUAGACCCAUGUGUUAAAGAUCUUUCUCGCAUACCAACUAUGAUAAAAGCGAUGAAUGGUGAAGGUGGUCAUCCAAAAAGUUGCCAUGGGAAAAGUGCUCAUCAUAAAAUAAUUAAAGUACCUGUGGGAACCGUAUUCAAAGAACCGCACACUGACAAAGUAAUAAUCGAUUUGGACAAAGAGGGAGCGAUCUUCCUUGCUGCUAGGGGAGGUGCUGGUGGUCACGGCAAUCAGUUUUACAAAACAAAUGAGAUGCGAAUCCCAUUGAAAGCUGAAUUAGGUGGACUGGGUGAAGAAUUAACAUAUGACGUGGAAAUGUGCAGAAUUGCUACUGCUGGAUUAAUAGGAUAUCCUAAUGCUGGAAAAUCUUCUCUUCUGCGUGCAAUUUCUAGAGCUAAGCCAAAGGUGGCUUGCUAUCCAUUUACUACGUUAACAGCCUACAUUGGUGUUGUGCAUUACGAGGAUUUCAUACAAGUAGCUGUGGCAGAUAUUCCUGGUAUUGUCGAAGGAUCACAUGCAGAUGUCGGCCUUGGACAUAGCUUUCUGAGGCAUAUUACACGAUGCCACUGCUUGUUUUAUGUUUUGGAUUUAACACUGUCUCAGUUACGGAAACAGUUUGAUUCAUUAAAAUUUGAAGUGGAUCAAUACCAGCAUGGUUUGGGUAGUCGAUCUACUACCAUUAUUAUAAAUAAAAUGGAUUUGGCACUACUGGAUCUUGACAAAGAUGCUAUUCGACAGCAAUUCCUUGGUUAUUCGGUAUUCUUUAUUUCGGCUAAAUUUGGUACUGGUAUCGAAGAGCUUCUAAUGCAUUUACGUGAGCAAUAUGACCGUGCAAACAGUGCGAUAACACAGCAGUUACAAGAACUGUAG
This is a messenger RNA of Brugia malayi, 1137 nucleotides long. RefSeq lists its product as uncharacterized. NCBI's taxonomy places the organism in Eukaryota, Metazoa, Nematoda, Chromadorea, Rhabditida, Onchocercidae. The record is from RefSeq and is a predicted model, not a curated record. The coding region runs from base 1 to 1137 and encodes 378 amino acids. The transcript has 9 exons. Gene Ontology annotation, molecular function: GTPase activity; GTP binding; magnesium ion binding. Gene Ontology annotation, cellular component: mitochondrion.